GAUUUUAUUGAAGUUUAGGCCAGAAGUUGCUCAUAAGUCUAGUUUUAGCUGGCCAAGUUUGGUAACAGUUUGGUUCGUGAGAAAAUUUGACUAGACAGGCUAAAUUGAUCUGGAUAAAAAAAAUGUUUCCCUUUCGAAAGAAAUGAUGAAAAGUAGAAAAUAACAAAAACAAAAAUACACGUAGGAUACCCGAGUUAUCAAAUUUUUAGUGCAAACUCUGACAACACGAUUGGCACCACUGACCGUCGUCGCAGCCUUUUCUAUAUACCGAUUACAGAUAGGUGGAAAAGCUCCAACAAAAUAACGGAGAGUGAGUGUACGAACAAGCAGUGAGCAGAGACGAUUAGAUUGAAUGAACGAACGGGGAAUGAAAGAAGAAAAAACGCAGCAAGUGAAUUUAGCCUGAAAAUGUGAACGCGUAUUGUUUUUCUUUUUUUUUUCGUUUCUAGUCGUGACUUCAAGUCAUUGGUUAUAUGAAUGUUAUAUUUUCGCCUUCCACCUGGAAUAGAACGCGUCUGCUCGGAUCGGAACAGCACUGUUUAGAAAUCAACGAUGAAAACAGAAAUCAAGAGCAUUCAGUGUACCUAACUAGACAAAGGAAGCCCUCGUCGCCAGUUUUUUUUUCUUAUGAAACAAAUUUUAUGUGGAACAUCAAACGAUGAAUAGCGAAGAAUUAAUAGAAAAAAAGUACAACGAGGGAAAAAUGUACAUUUUCUCAAAUAAGUGUAAAUUUUUAACGAGCUAUUACUUUGAUUAAUUACCGUUCGUCGAUGCUUCAGUGUGUAUCAGUGUAAGGAUUGUGGUGUAGUGUCAGUGUUCAUCGUGUGUAUGCAUGGAAGCUGGAGGAGAAAUUCGAAGCAUGAAUUUUCCUCUAGAACAACAUUAGCAAGUAGCAGCCAAGCGAAAUUAUUUGAAGAUACAUAAGUGUCAAUCAUUAACGCUGGCGAGAAGGAAACACAGAUAUUGUGUUUUUCGCUUGCUCCAACCAAAAGAAUCUAUCUUUGCAAAGCAGCAGCAGCGACUGACAUCGGGCAACCAUGGGGGAUCGCGAUAUUCCAAGUGUUCCAAUCACCACCUUGGCUGGUCUGACCAGUCUGUCGGACAUGCUCAGCGAGCUGCCGAUAUCGGACUCCCUCUCGACGGUGUCGACAGCGCUGAACCGAUCGUUGCUGUUCCAUCCACGUGUUGCCGAAGAAGCCAACAACCUUUUGGCCACGCGGGACGAUAGCCUGAUCGGGCAGCUGGUGAAUGCCAUCGAGCAGACCAACUCGGAUCAUAUUGAACUGAAGGAUCAGUACGGUCAGCAAACGACCAGCAACAAGUCGCUGCAGGAAGGCCCUCUGCUCUUGCAGGCGAUCCAUUCCUGUCGGCCGGAUGUGUUCAACAGGCCCAUGACGGCACAUCAACAGCAGCAGCAAUUAUUGGCGCAACAGCAGCAGAAACUAAUAUUCACAUCACAAACCCAAGUUUCAAACUUUCCAAGCGAACACUACCACCCUUCCAUACAAACACACCACCAGUCGUUGCAGCAUCAACAGCAAGAUUACCUGAGUCAGGUUCAACCUUUGUCACAGCAGCAGCAGAUUGUCUUUAGUCAAUCCCCAGUUACGAUACACCAUCCUAACCACCCACCAGUACUCCAGCCGCAGCAGUCGCAGUCGCAAUACCAACAACCGCAAAACACGGUUCAGAUUGCUGCUCAACUGAAUCAGUCUAAACUUCCCUAUCAACAACCGCAACAACAACAACAACAACAACAGCAGACGCCACCUCAAAAAGUCAUCAUCCGGCAGCAAGUUAUUAAUCUUCAAAAUAUUCCUUACUCCUCCAACCCUGCAGAAAACAACCAGCAACAGCAACAAAUCUUCCAACAACAACAUCAACAGCAAUUGUUACAUCAGCAACAGCAGCAGCAGCAGCAUAAUCAAAACGUCAUUGUAUCACAUCAAUCGGUUAUCCAGAAUCAACAAACCCAGUUUCACAGUCCGCCGCAUCAGCAACAGCAGAAGCCGAUUGAUCCACAUCGGACGGUUAUCCAGCAGCCGGUGGCUACUGCUGGAUCUUCCUCGAAUGUGCUUCCGGGAUCGGGUGAUUCACCGGAACCGGCUCUGCUGUCUGUAGCGAAUCACGUGCCCCAACUGCAGCAACAGGCAACAUACCUUCAGCAAGCUGCUUCACAACAACAACCGCACCAAAAUGUGAUAAACAUGAAUAAUAAUCUAAACAGUGCCUCGCCAGUACAGCACCACCCACAACAACAACAGAACACAACCAACCACGUUCAGCCACUACAACAACAACAACCACAACAGCGUUCGCCGCUGGCAGUAGCGAAGCAACAAUCUCAUCCAGCUAUCACCGAGCAAUCUCAACUGAAGAAUGGAAGCACUACUGCCCUGCACAACCAUCAGCACCCACGCCCGCACGUUCCCACCCAACAACAACCACAGCAGCAACAACAACACAAUUCUAACCACCUUAUCAAGACACCGGAAGCGGCACCACGGAAUAGUGAAUAUCUGCAGCAACAGCAGAGUAAAAAUCUAGACUCCCGAGGUCGUCCGUCGCCGGCCCAGGGUACGACGGCACCGGAAACGGACCCAACUCAAACCAGUCUACGCAAGCAACAGGAAAACCAACAAGCUCAGGCAGCUACUCCUCCUGUGCAGCGAAUAAACCAACCGACGCCGACGGCUACUCCUUCGAACAAACCGCGUCCUGGUGGCAUUUCAUCGGGAGGUACGCCGCCGACUACCACACCAACGACGGGUCCUAGGCCGAUUUCUGUUGCGGGUGCUUUGCACCGGGCGGGUUUGAAUGCGCUACCGAAGCCAAACACCACCGCAACACCGGUAACGUCGAUUGGAAUAUCGGGAGCCAUAAUGAGGCCACCGACUAGCACGGUAGCUCCCACGACGCCUUCCAGUGCGAGUCAGCAGACGCCUCAACCGCAACCGCAGCCGAAUAAGACGCCAAUGAAAAAGCCACAACGAGUUAAUCUUAAGAAACUCUGUAGAAUGAUCAGCAUGGCAGACGUGGACACCUUGAAUCUGAAGAAGUGUUCGAUUCGAGUGGAGAAACUUAACGAAGACCAUAUGAAGAUGAUGCAGGAAGAUUUGAAGAAGUUUUCCCAGGUAGAACCCAAGCUGGCGAUGCGAUUAGGACUGGUUAAAAAGAACGCUGAAAUGAUAUUCAGCAAGAUGAAAGAAGACGAAAAGAGGUAUACCGGUUUGUUAGCAAAGCGGAAGGCCCAGGACGAUGCAAUUAAUCCGGAGGAUAUGUUUAGUAAGCCAAAGCUGCGGAAAGUUGAAAGGAUGGUAGCGCCCGUUGUAAAGAAGAUGUCCAAGGAGGAACUGAUGAAUACCAACACCUAUCAGCGGUUUAUGUCGAUUAUGGGCAAGAUAUUCGAUCAGCUGGACGAGACUGAGGUGCCCAAUUUGGACGAUGGAGACGAGCAGUUCGAGUGUAUUCCAACCAGCAUGCUCAGUAGUAUUAGUUCAGAGGCCGCUAAGUUGAAAGCGCGGAAUGCAAUCGAUGCUAUUCCGGAAAAUAAGCUGACCCUGUUGAUUACGUACGCGAUGCGGUCGAUCCACUCAGCUAAAAACCUUAGCGGCACCGAGUUGCAGGACGAUCUGGUCGGGGAUGAGUGCAUCGAGAAGAUUUUGAAUGCUAUGGAAGCGGCGUUGUUGAUUUGUUCGAUCUAUACCUGCAAGAGCACAAAAUUCCUGCAGGAGGAUAACAUCGAUGCGAUCAUCAAGUUUGUGCAGUUUCAGCUGCGAGAAACAGUAUUUCCCUCGUAUGAUCCCGUGUACUCGGUCGAGACGAAGAAAAAAAGCGAUGGCAAGAAGUCGAAAAAGAUACCAUCCUAUCAACAGAAGGGUCUCUCGGUGCUGUAUACGAAAAUCGUAGAACUGGGAAAACAGCUGGUGACGAUGUUCGAAAAGUUUCAUUUCGUCGAUACCAUUGUGAUACACGCGUCGGCACUGGGCGUUGAGCCGUUCUUCGUAGACAACAUCGAGACGCUGCAAUUCGUUUGUCUCGAUCUGGUGACGUCCAUUUUCCAAAACGAAAAGUAUUCACACCAUCGACGGAACAUUGUCGCGGACAUCCUUUCGUCGAUCGAUCGUCUUCCGCACUCGAAACGGAAUCUCCGCCCGUACAAGCUGGUCAACAAUGCGGGAAACAUCCAGAUGAUGACGGCUCUCGUGCUUCAGUUGAUCCAGUGUGCCGUAGUCCUACCGGAAUCCAUGGGCGACAACAACCCGAAGAAAGCAAACAACGAAGCUGUAGUAAAUAGCAGCAAUCCGAAAUCGGCUGAUCUCUACAUCAUCGGAAAGUACGAUACGGCUCUCAGCAUUGGGGGAAACUUUCUGGCUACCUUCCUAGAUAAGUGCAAAAGUCGCUCAAGUGAAACGGAUUUCCGUCCUCUAUUUGAGAACUUCAUACACGACCUCCUGACGACCGUGAACAAACCCGAAUGGCCCGCUUCGGAACUGCUGCUAAGCUUGUUGGGGACGAUGCUGGUGAAGAAAAUGUCCGACAAGGGCGUAGAGCAAUCGAUUCGGGUAGUUUCGCUCGAAUAUCUCGGUAUCGUGGCUGCUCGGCUACGGAAAGACACCGUAGAGUCCCGAUGCAAGGUGCGUACGAUGGAUUCUUUGAUCAAAUACAUUAAAAUCGAACAGGAAAAAGAAGGCGACGAAUAUAUGAAGAACUCCAAGUUUCAACUGGACGAAGAGGAAGAACGAACGGAAUUCUUGCAGAAGAUCCUACUCGAUUUCUUAGCGGCCAAUGCUCAGGAAGGGAACAUCGUUUGGAACCAUGCGAGGCAUUUUUACAUCACACAAUGGUACCGCGACAUCAUUCAACGGAAGAAAAGCAUCGCCGAUGGCGAAAAAGGAUACGCAUCUCGAAAAAAGCAAGCGAAGAAGCGAAAAAAAUACAUCGCUAGCGAAUCGGACAACUCGGACGGCGGUCGGGGUGAUUCCGAUAUUGAGGAAGUCAAACCUGGCGUCGAUCAGGAACUGAAUAGCGAAAUUUUCCGGCUGCUGGACACUCGGAAGACGACCUACCUGUCGCAAGUCUGCCCCUUCGGAGGUAAGAACGCCAACGUGAGUGAAAUCAAAACCUACAUCGAUUAUGGCAAUGCAAACCUGAUUGCGCAAUACCUGGCCAGCAAGCGGUCAUUUUCGCAAAGUUUCGACAAAUACCUGCAGAAGAUUAUCCUGGUCGUACGGGAGCCGGUCGUUGCGAUACGGACCCGUGCGAUGAAGUGUCUCGGCAACAUCGUCGAGGUAGACCAGAUGGUGCUAGCGCGAAAGGACAUGCAGAUGGGCGUCCACCAGAAGCUCCUCGAUACGGCCAUCUCGGUGCGGGAAGCGGCCGUGGAUCUGGUGGGGAAGUACAUCCUGUCCGAUCCGGAUCUUAUCGAUCAGUAUUAUGAGAUGAUUUCGCAGCGGAUAUUGGAUACGGGUGUUUCGGUGAGAAAACGGGUAAUCAAAAUUCUACGGGACAUUUGCAUCGAGUAUCCGGAGCAGGACAAGAUUCCGGACAUUUGCGUGAAAAUGAUUCGCCGGGUCAACGACGAGGAGGGUAUUCAGAAGCUGGUCAUGGAUGUCUUCAUGACCAUGUGGUUCAAUCCGUGCAAUCCUAAUGAUAAGGCCGCAAUGGAUAGGAAAAUUACUCAAAUUAUCGAUGUUGUUUGCUCGUCCCAUGAGACUGGAACUCACGGUUUCGAUGCGCUGCUCAAAUCGAUUUUUGAGCCCAAAGAAAACAAGGAAGAUUCGAAGGCGAAAAAGGAAAUUCCGAAAACGCUAAUCAAGGCGUGCCAGCAGAUCGUCGACGGUUUGGUGGACGCAACGAUGAAACUGGAAAGUUCCGAAAACAAGAAACUGGUCGGCUGCAUCACGGCGCUCCAUCUCUUCUCGAAGAUUCAACCCCAGCUGCUAGUGAACCACGCGAUGACACUGGAACCGUACCUCAACAUACGCUGCCAGAAUGCCAUCAACUACAAAUUUAUCAGCAGUGUGGCGGAAAUUUUAGAACAGGUGGUGCCACUGAUGGAACAUCCCAGUGAAAUCUUCCUUGCCGAUCUCGAAUCGCAUCUGAUGAUGCUGAUCGUGACGCAGAGCCAAGCGGUGGUAUUAAGUUGUGUGUCCUGUCUGUCGGGGGUUGUAAAUAGGAUUACCAAGAAUUACGCACUUAUACGAGACUGUUUUUCUAAAUUUUACUAUAAGGGAUUAGUAUCUAGCAAAGAAAAGUUAAUCUCCGAUCCGUCGAUACCGAUAGAGCAACUGUAUAGGCCCCAGUUUAGGCGAAGUAUUUACACGGUAGGAUUAAUCAUGCGGUACUUUGACUUCAAGCAACCGGACGUUUACGGUGGACAGGACGAAGCGCAAGGAUCGCUACCGGCCAACAUCUGCGAAGACGUGUACAGUACGUUGGCAUUUUUUCUGUCCUGUAGUCAUAGUGAAAUUUGCAAGGAAACUCUGCUGUCGAUGGGUAAUUUCUGCGUGAAGAAUUACGAGUAUCUGACGAAGACGGAACUGCGGGAAUACUACAACUACCUGCUGACGCAGGAAACCGUACUAACGGAGAUGAAGAUUGUCGUGCUGAAGAACAUUCUCAUGUAUCUGACUGAGGAGGAGAACAAGAUGGUUCGAAACGACAAAGAAUGGGCAAAGCAAUCACAAACCGAAGACUUGAAGGAAAUGGGUGACGUAUCGUCCGGCAUGGCAAGCAGGGUGAUUCAAAUAUAUUUGAAGGAAAUUCUACGAAGUUUUCUCCACCGAGACACCGGAGUGCGAAUGUGGGCAAUGCGUGUGGUUGAGAUUGUGCUCCGGCAGGGUCUGGUACAUCCAGUACAAAUAGUUCCUUUCCUAAUAUGUUUAAGUACCGACCCAGAGAAAGAGGUGGCACAUAGUGCAGAUCGUCAUCUCCAGGAGAUUGACAAGCAGUAUCCGGGCUUUGUAAAUAUGAAAUCUCACGCCGGGUUGCAGUACUCGUACGAGUUGCAAGUCUUGUUGCAAAAACUUGACGACAGUAGUAUAGUUAGAGGAUAUAGAAUCAGAGAUCCCCAGGAACCACCGAGCGCGAUGAAUGGUUUUCUGUAUACUCUGUUGCGGAACACCAAACCCCAGCGGCGAGCGCUCGUUCAGUCGAUUACGAAGCAGUUCGACGACGGGAAGAUCUCGCUGCAACAAAUGCUCUACCUGGCGGACAAUCUGGCCUACUUUCCGUAUGCGGUGCAGGACGAGCCACUGUAUAUAAUUCAUCAUAUUGAUGUGUUGAUUUCCGUUACCGGCACUAACCUUCUGGCCACAUUUCGUGAGGGGCUGAAACCACCGCCUGGCGCGGAGAGCAACCCAGAGCAGGCACCGAAUCCUCUGGAGGAUGACGACGAUGAUGACCAGGAUGUGAUUCUCAAUCGACUACCGGAUGAUACGACCGAAUUGCAGAACUGCAUCACCGCGGCGCAGGGCGUCAUGCUUUUACUAAUACUCAAGCAGCAUUUGAAGGAUAUCUACGGUAUCACUGACUGCAAAAUUUCUCGAUACUCACCAUCGGAAGCGGGUAAAAUCUACGACAAAGCUAUGCAGAGGCGAUCUAACACGCUGUUCGAUCCCAAGGCUACGAUAACCCUGCUGAAGGAAAACCGCCAGGCGACGGCAAUCCAGUCGGAGGAAGACCGAGCCGAACUUGUGCAGCGAUAUCUAGAUUUCAAGCAACUGAUGCUGCGGCUCGAUCCGGACGAUCCCGACCUCCUGGAUGAGGAUGAUCGUGCACCGCCAAAGAACUCUGAACCGAAUUCGACCGUUACCACUCCGGUGAAGCAAGGCGGCGCCAACAAUGCCGGUGGCGCCGACGGAGAUAGCAGUGCUACCCCAGUCAGCAACAAUGUCGGCGGCGGUGGUGCUCACGCCAACAAUGUAAAUAGUGCUACUACGGCUAGUAGUCAUACGAUGCCGGCCAGCACACACACACGGACACCGAAGUCCUCCUCACGGUCGUCGGCAACGACGAAUGCUGCGUCCAGUCGAAAAUCCCAACCAUCGCGAAGUUCUCGCAAAAAGCGACGGAAACUGUCCAGCACGGAGGAGGAGGAAAGCGAAGCUAGUGAUAUGGAUUAUGACUAGGCGAAGAGCGACAGCUUCCACCAGACUUUACUCACUGCUAAAACGGAAAUACCCGCAAGAGGAAAUCGAGAUACAUUUAAUAUAUUCAAUAGUCGUUUAAGCAACAAUAUCAGAACAAGAGAAUGUUUUUGAUCCAUCACCAUACAAAACAAAACAAACAAAAAAAGCGUCUGUGAAUGCACAUUUUAGAAAAAAAGGAAGAUGUUUCGGAUGCGCGCCGAUUGUAGUGGCCGGAUUCAAGCAGAAUGUUGGUCUAUAUGUUUCUGUAUGCAAUUUUCAACCCGUAGUAUUUUCCCCUCGAACCAAUUGUUGUGUGAACACUGUUUCAUCUUACCAUCACACGUCAAUGGACGAAAAAAAAACAAACAAACAAACUAUUAAGCUAUUUACCAAUUACCCCUAUAGCUACUUUGUCCAAAGGAGAGACCCCUCUGGUAUUUGGAUUAUUCCGUAUCGGAUUGAUUGCAUGCAAAUCGAAGCCACCCACGUCUAGCUGUGACCCAACACGGUAGGUACACGUUUAGGACGGAACGGCUUUUUCGGAACCAGUAUAUUUAGGCCGAGAGACAGAGAAAGGCAAAGAAACUGUGAGUUUAGGAAUUUUGUGGCAUGAGAGAUAUUAAUACGUAUGUGUAUAGUAGGAAGUGUUUAGGUUCUCGAAAACAAAACGAGACCAAAGCGGACGGUUUCGUUUCUGUUCUGUGUGCGUGUGAAAACUAGUGGGACUUAAAUUGGAACAGAAAAGGACCGCUGGAUCCCUCAGAAGAAGAAAAAAACUGCGUGUGUAGGAAGAUGUUUUAUUGCGAUAUAUUUAAUUCUAGAACUGUGAGAUAGGCAGAGAGAAACGACGGACGUAGAAAACAAUAGAAUACUUUAUCGAGAAAUGAAAAAAAGAAAAGAAAAGAAAAAAUCACCAGAUUCACUGAUAAGAGAACAUUGAAUUUAAAAAUAUUUAAUUUAUUCAUCAAUGCACUAUCAACGAGAAUGUCGUGAGUGAAGAGUGAAUGCGCGCGAAAACUCAUGAAGAAACUGGUGAAAAUGUAUGAAUACAAACACAAAUAAUACGUUUCAGGAGAAACAUUUCUUUGUAAGAAAAAAAAAACCGCUUGAAAGUACAGAUCAUCCUAAACCGACCCCCUCGUGUGAAUGUAUGAAAGUGUUCGAACCGUGAAUGUUGUAUUUAUCGAAUCAGCAAUUGUAAAUAGUCUUGUAAAUAUAGAGAAAAUAUGUUUUUUCCCCUUUCCGAAUGUGAGAAAAGAUGAGACAAAUUUAGUAGUAACCUAAAAUCGUUUCAGAGAAAGAAAACCAACCACAAAAAAUAAAGCGUUUCGGAUGAUGAAAAACAAAAACAAACUAAUGCAAGAGAAAACAAGGCAGAGACUUUAUUUAAAGUGUUUUUAGAUAAAUUAUUUAUAUGAAAAGAAGUGAAAAUGGGA
Messenger RNA from Ochlerotatus camptorhynchus, 9568 nucleotides. RefSeq names its product Nipped-B cohesin loading factor (gene Nipped-B). NCBI's taxonomy places the organism in Eukaryota, Metazoa, Arthropoda, Insecta, Diptera, Culicidae. The record is from RefSeq and is a predicted model, not a curated record. The coding region runs from base 1038 to 8132 and encodes 2364 amino acids. The transcript is spliced from 17 exons. Gene Ontology annotation, biological process: replication-born double-strand break repair via sister chromatid exchange; establishment of mitotic sister chromatid cohesion; establishment of protein localization to chromatin. Gene Ontology annotation, cellular component: Scc2-Scc4 cohesin loading complex. Gene Ontology annotation, molecular function: chromatin binding.